AUGUUGGGUUAUAGACAGAAGGCUGUUAAAACCAUCCCAGAUGAUGUUUAUGAUACUGACGUUGAUAGGAUCAGUAAUCUUCCAGAGCAUCUUCUCUGCCACAUUUUAUCGUUCAUCCCUACCAAAGAAGCUGCAGUUACCUCUGUUCUAUCCAGGAGAUGGAGAUACCUUUUCACUUUGAUCCCAGAUAUUGAUCUCCGAUUCAAUAUUUAUGACUCCUCUGGUGAAAACAUCGAGUACAAGAAAAAUGCUUACUUUCGUCGUUUCUUUAGUUUCAUAAGUUUUGGCUACAGAGUGAUUCUGUGCAGGAAUGUGCGUUCCAUUAGAAAAUUUAGGCUCUCUAUUCAGAGAGUUCACGAUUACUGUUUGCCGGGAAUUCAGGCAUUGCUAUCUACUGCAUUAUUGAGUAAAGUCCAAGAACUUGAAAUUCAUUUAGAAUAUAAGUACGAUCCUACCAACAGCUUAUCCCCUGCGGGAGCAGGAGUGUUCAUGUGCAGAACACUAACUUCUGUUAAACUAGGCUGGCCAGAUGUGGAUUUGAUUGUCCCUGAUUCUGUUUGUUUACCAAAUCUUAAGUUACUGCACUUUGAUAGAUUGAGAUUGGUGGAUAAGGAUACCAUAAAGAGGCUUAUGCAGGGUUGCCCUUUACUUGAAGAACUGAAGUUAGGCUUCACUCGCUUUACAUAUGGCUUCAGACAUAUCAUAGUUGAAGUUGUUGAUAUUUCCGGUUCAUUGAGAAAACUGAUACUUGAUUGCUCAAGAGCUGAAUAUACUGUUGUUGUCAAAUCAAAUAGUCUCGAAAAUUUGAAAUAUGAAGGUGGAUGUUUCAGAAAUUCUAUCAUCUGUAUAAAUGCUCCCAAUCUUAAAUCUUUGGCCUUUCAUGCUGAUCCGUAUGGGGUAAACUUUAUUCAGAGCCCAAAAUCUCUUGUUAGUGCCAAAAUAAAAAUUCCUUGGAUUGAUGAUGAAGCAACAUGUCAGCAUGUGUUUAAGCUUUUUAAUACGGUGCAAAGUGUGAAGUCACUGGAACUAACCAAAUAUUCCCUAGAGGCUUUGGCUGAUUUUGGAUUGUCGUUGCCAACUUUCAACAAUUUAAUCAGAUUGAAAAUUGAUGCUAUGCCCAGCUGCUACGCUCUAUCAAAGUUAAAUGAGAGCGUCCCUAGGAUUGAAGAACUUGUUCUUCAUCAGGUGGCCCAAGAUGAUGAUUUUUUUGAUUUUGAGUGUCCGUCGUCUGAGGUCCUCCAAAUGUGCUUCAUAAAACAUCUCAAGGUGAUACAAAUCAACAGAUUCUCUGAAGAUGAAUACGAAUUUGAGCUAGUUGAGUGUCUUUUGCAAAGUGGAGAAGCUUUAAAGAAGAUGAUUAUUGGUGGAUUUGUAAAGCCUUCAGGUCAUGCAAGAAUAUGGUCGUUCAAGAGAUGCUCGCAGGAGUGCCAGAUUGUGUUGUAA
Coffea eugenioides is the source of this 1443-nucleotide messenger RNA. RefSeq names its product F-box/LRR-repeat protein At3g59190-like. The transcript has 3 exons. The record is from RefSeq and is a predicted model, not a curated record. Lineage: Eukaryota; Viridiplantae; Streptophyta; Magnoliopsida; Gentianales; Rubiaceae. Gene Ontology annotation, molecular function: protein binding. Bases 1 to 1443 code for a protein of 480 amino acids.